AUGGCCUCAGCUGAGCUGGACUACACCAUCGAGAUCCCGGAUAAGCCAUGCCGGAGCCGGGAGAGCAGUCCAGAGGGAGGGAGGAAGGAGGCGGGGACUCGACAGCCUGUGGUGAUUCUCUUGGGCUGGGGUGGCUGCACGGACAAGAACCUUGCCAAGUACAGCGCCAUAUACCAUAAGAGGGGCUGCAUCGUGAUCCGAUACACAGCCCCAUGGCACAUGGUCUUCUUCUCCGAGUCCCUGGGCAUCCCUUCACUUCGUGUUUUGGCCCAGAAGCUGCUUGAGCUACUCUUUGAUUACGAGAUUGAAAAGGAGCCUCUGCUCUUCCAUGUCUUCAGCAAUGCCGGGGUCAUGCUGUACCGCUACAUGCUGGAGCUCCUGCUUACCCAUCGACGCUUCUGCCACCUGCGUGUGGUGGGCACCAUCUUCGACAGUGGUCCUGGUGAUAGCAACUUGGUGGGGGCUCUGCGGGCCCUGGCGGCCAUCCUGGAGCAUCGGCCUGCCGUGCUGCGCCUGCUGCUCCUAGCGGCCUUCGCCCUGGUGGCAGUCCUGUUCCACAUCUUGCUCGCUCCACUCACUGCCCUUUUCCACACCCACUUCUAUGACAGGCUCCAGGACUCAGCCUCUCGCUGGCCUGAGCUCUAUCUCUACUCAAGGGCUGAUGAGGUGGUCCUGGCCAGGGACGUGGAACGCAUGGUGGAGGCCCGCCAGGCACACCAGGUCCUGGUGCGCUCUGUGGACUUUGUGUCAUCUGCACAUGUCAGCCAUCUUCGUGACUAUCCGACAUACUACACAAGUCUCUGUGUCAACUUCAUGCGCAGCUGCAUGCACUGCUGAGGUCGCCCACACCUCCCCUCUACUCCAGAAAUAAAUGCCUGA
Chrysochloris asiatica (Cape golden mole) is the source of this 879-nucleotide messenger RNA. RefSeq names its product transmembrane protein 53 (gene TMEM53). The record is from RefSeq and is a predicted model, not a curated record. NCBI's taxonomy places the organism in Eukaryota, Metazoa, Chordata, Mammalia, Afrosoricida, Chrysochloridae.